GCAAGGUUUGAUUAGGGUUUUAGCCCUUAACACGGAAAAGUUUGGUCCGACCCGGAACGCAACCCUACCUCUGUAGCCGGUGGGGCCGAAAAUUCAUACAGAGGAACGCGACGCGAGGGACCGUAGGGUUGCCUCUGUAACCAAACAGCUCGGCGUUUUGAAGCUUAUUCCGGAGUAGGGUUACUCUUCGCCCACACAACUAUCUUCUUUAGGCAGUUAGGCGCCAAUAAACCAAAGUCCUGCCCCAGCAUGCUCUUGUUUUGAAUGACUAUUGAAAGCACAUCAAGGCUAAAUUCAGGGAAGAUUUUGUUGCUUGGCUGGAUGUGUUAGGAGUUGAAACCAGAAUUAGUAUGUGGCAAUGAACUGGAGGUACUGGCAGGGAUAGGUGGUUGUGGUGGUGUUACAGUCAUGAAGAUCAGUGGUGAGCGGUGAUGGUAAGGCGGUGGCAUAAGUUUAGGUGUUUCCGUGGCAAUGUCAGUGUAUGACCCAGAAUUUUUCCAUUUCAUGUGGGAAAAAGGAAUGGGCAGCCAAGCCCCUACAAAUAAUGAUCGUUCAAGAACAUAUUGGACACCAACAAUGGAGCGCUAUUUUAUUGAUCUUAUGUUAGAACAUAUGCACAGAGGUAACAGGGUUGGCCAUACCUUUAACAAGCAAGCAUGGACAGAUAUGCUUAAUGUGUUCAAUGCUAAAUUUGGAUCUCAAUAUGACAAAGAUGUUCUGAAAAGUCGUUACACAAAUUUGUGGAAGCAAUUCAAUGAUAUAAAAAAUCUUCUCAGCCAAGGUGGUUUUUCUUGGGAUGAAACUCAACAAAUGGUGAUUGCUGAUGAUUAUAUCUGGGAUGCCUAUAUCAAGGCUCACCCAGAUGCACGCUCCUACAAAACUAAACCAGUGCUGAACUUUGAUAAUUUAUGCAUGAUAUAUGGGUAUACUACUGCUGAUGGAAGAUACAGCCGUUCGAGUCAUGAUGUAGACAUUGAGGAAGAUUUCCAAGCAGUGAAUACAGGUGCUGGAACAGGUAGCUUAGCUUCUUCAAGCAAUGAGCGUUCAAGAACAGAUUGGACACCAACUAUGGACAAUUACUUCAUUGAGCUUAUGCUGGACCAACUCGGAAGAGGCAAUAAGAUCGGUAAUACAUUCAACAAACAAGCAUGGACAGAUAUGCUCUCCUUCUUCAAUGCAAAAUUUGGUCCUCAACAUGGUAAAAGGGUUCUAAGACACAGAUACAAGAAAUUGUGGAAAUAUUAUUUUGAUGUAACAAUUUUACUUAAACAAAAGGGGUUUUCUUGGGAUGAAGCACAGCAAAUAGUGGCGGCUGAUGAUGAUGUCUGGGAUGCUUAUAUCAAGGCACAUCCAUACGCACGAUCAUAUCGAAUGAAAACUUUACCAAGCUACAAAGACUUGGGCUUAAUAUAUGGAGAUGUAAUAGGCGAUGGGAAUCAUUGUCAUUUGCAUGAAAGUGAAGAUAUGGAAGACAAUGACAUCUUGGGGAACAAGGCUGGCGAAGGAAAGGAGGGACAAAUUCCCACUGGCACUGAUCGUUCAAGAACAUAUUGGACACCACCAAUGGACCGCUAUCUCAUUGAUUUGUUACUAGAACAGGUGCACAGGGGAAAUAAACUUGGGCAGACAUUCAUAAGCCAGGCUUGGGUUGACAUGGUCAAAAGAUUCAAUGUGAAAUUUAAAUCUCGCCAUGAUAAAGAUGUUUUGAAGAAUCGAUACAAGCAUUUGAGGAGGCAAUACAAUGAAAUAAAGAUUCUUCUUGAAAAGAGCGGAUUUUCUUGGGAUGAUACACGGGAAAUGGUGAUAGCUGAAGAUCAUGUUUGGGAUGCUUAUAUAAAGGCACACCCUGAUGCUCGAUCAUAUAGAGUUAAAACUGUUCCGAGCUAUCAUAAACUAUGUAUUAUAUAUGGGCAAGAAAGUUUUGAAGGAAGAUAUGGCCGUUUGGCUCGCAAUGCAGAACCUGACAGUGAAAUCUCGGUUUCAAUGAAUGGUGAAGAUAAUGGUUGUCAACCCCUCUCCCAUGCCUAUCCACUGAGCAUAGAUUGGACACCAUCAAUGGAACGUUAUUUUAUUGACCUUAUGUUAGAGCAGAUGCAAGAAGGAAAUAUGAUCGGUCAGACAUUCAAUGAGCCAGGAUGGGUUCGCAUGGUUGCAUCAUUCAGUCAAAAGUUUGGACUUCAAUUCGAUAGAUGUAUAUUAGAAGAUAAGCAUUUGAGCUUGAUAAAAGAAUAUAACGACAUCGGCAACAUUCUCAAUCUAAGUGGUUUCAUAUGGGACGGAACUCAACAAAUUUUAAAAGCUGAUGAUAUUGUCUGGGAAGCUUUUGUCAAGGAGUACCCAGAUGCAAUUGCAUACAGGGGUAAAAUACUAGGGAGUUAUCAUGAUUUGUGCCUGAUUUUUGGAAAUGGAACUUUGGAUGGAUUAAUUGGUCAUAAGGUUCUAGAGAUGGAAACUGACCAUAAGGCCGCUGAUAUGGAGGUGGAUGGGAUAUCUGCUGCUCUACAAUCCUCAGAUGGGGACGUUGAAAUAACCAACCUGAGAAAGAAACGACAAGCGACCCCAACCACCUUGGCAAAUUCAAGAAAAGUCCAUAAACCCAGCAAAGUGGGGAUGCCGAAGGCUCUCACCGAGAUGGCUGGCGUUGUCUCAUCAUUGGCAAAUAAGAAAGACGACAAGAAUUUUAACUCAAUAGAAAAUGCAAUUGAUGCACUUCAAGCUAUACCAGACAUAGAUGAUGAGCUUUUGUUGGAUGCUUGUGAUCUUCUGGAAGACGAUAGGAAAGCAAAGACGUUUCUGGCAUUGGAUGCCACCCUGCGAAAGAAGUGGUUGCUGAGAAAGCUUCGCCCGCAGUAGUGUUGCAAGCUCUGAGGGUACUCGAUACCCUACUGCCCUAUAACUUGCGUCCAAGUUUUAACAGUAAGAACUAGAUUAGUUAGUUGACCAGGAAUUCUUCUCGAGUCGUCUUUAUUUAUUUAUUUAUUUGGUUUUUUCUUUUGGCUGCUGCGUCAAUGUGCCCCCUGCAAGUUUUUGAGCAGGUUUUGCUGGUGGCCAGAUGCAGAUAGUGAAAAUUUUGCAUCAAAUAGUUAUGCUGUAUUUGUUACUGCAGCUUUUAUGUUAAUAGGCGAAUGAUCAUAUUGCUGCGAUUGUCGUAAGCAGACCACAUCCACAGUCCGUGGCCAUAUAUGUACCUGGGGUGCAAUUUAUCUCCAGGUUGCGUUAGCGUAAAAUUGUAUAAAAUUUAAUAUAAUUGUAGAUAUUUUGUCCAAAA
Molecule: messenger RNA, 3268 nt
Organism: Malania oleifera
Lineage: Eukaryota; Viridiplantae; Streptophyta; Magnoliopsida; Santalales; Ximeniaceae
Exons: 11
Coding region: 472-2853 (793 amino acids)
Source: RefSeq, a predicted model, not a curated record